AUGCAACACCUGGAAAAGCCACAGCUGGAACAGCUAAAGGCGAGGGAGACCAUCUGGCAGAAGCAAACUGCCAGCAAGCCAGAGUGGAGUCCUGCCUGUGUCAGGGUUUGGGAAUUGGUUGGCAACCUGAACAAAAGGAACCUGAGCAACAUUAGGCACCUGCUGUUUAUGCUGCUCUGGGGGCUCCCCCAGCUUGGGGGAAGUUUCAAGAUCCUGCAAAGGAGUUUCCCGGUCCGCUGCCUCCAGAUCUCGUCCUUCAGCAGCAGCAGGAGGUGCACGGACUGCUUGGUGUGGCUGGGGGAGCUGCAGACCCACAGUUGGAGCAAUGACUCGGACACCCUCCAGUUACUGAAGCCCUCCUGGUCUCAGGGAAAAUUCAGGGACCAGCAGUGGGAGACGCUGCAGCACAUAUUUCAGGUUUACCGAAGCAGCUUCAUCAGGGACAUUCGGGAAUUGGCCAAAAAGGUGCACAUAGUCUAUCCCAUUGAGAUCCAGGUGUCUGCUGGCUGUGAAGUGCAUCCUCGGAGAGAUUCAGAAAGUUUCUUGCACGUGGCAUUUCAAGGGAGAGAUAUUAUGAGUUUCUAGGAAUCUUCUUGGAAUCCAGCCCUGGAUGCCCCACAGUGGGCCGAGAUUGCCCACAGAAUGCUCAACAAGUACGAAGGGACUCGGAAAAUGAUACAGCAGCUCCUCAGUGACACUUGCCUCCAGUUUGUCAGUCGCCUCCUUGAGGCAGGGAAGUCAGAACUGGAGAAGCAAGUGAAGUCCAAGGCCUGGCUGUCCAGUGGCCCCACUCCUGAGCCUGGCUAUCAGCUGCUGGUGUGCUAUGUCUCCGGAUUCUACGCAAAACCCAUGUGGGUGAUGUGGAUGUGGGGUGAGCAGGAGAAGCCAGGCACUCAGGGAGGUGACAUCCUGCCCAAUGCUGAUGGGACAUGGUAUCUCUUAGUGACCCUGGAUGUCCUGGCUGGGGAUGCAGCUGGCUUGACUUUCCAGGUGAAGCACAGCAGUCUAGGAGGCCAGGACAUCAUGCUCUACUGGGAUGGGAGCCACCUCUCCAUAGGCAUAAUCAUCUUGACAAUACUGGCAUGCCUGGCCUUCCUUCCUGUGCUCAUUGUAGGCUUAACCUUCUGGUUUAAGAGGCACCAGUAA
This is a messenger RNA of Galeopterus variegatus (Sunda flying lemur), 1146 nucleotides long. It is a transcript of the gene CD1D, whose product is annotated as CD1d molecule. Gene Ontology annotation, biological process: antigen processing and presentation, endogenous lipid antigen via MHC class Ib; antigen processing and presentation, exogenous lipid antigen via MHC class Ib; positive regulation of T cell mediated cytotoxicity. NCBI's taxonomy places the organism in Eukaryota, Metazoa, Chordata, Mammalia, Dermoptera, Cynocephalidae. Gene Ontology annotation, molecular function: lipopeptide binding; endogenous lipid antigen binding; exogenous lipid antigen binding. Gene Ontology annotation, cellular component: external side of plasma membrane. The record is from RefSeq and is a predicted model, not a curated record.